Molecule: messenger RNA, 3444 nt
Organism: Synchiropus splendidus (mandarinfish)
Lineage: Eukaryota; Metazoa; Chordata; Actinopteri; Syngnathiformes; Callionymidae
Gene: bsk146
Product: brain specific kinase 146
Exons: 5
Coding region: 343-1638 (431 amino acids)
Biological process (GO): peptidyl-threonine phosphorylation; peptidyl-serine phosphorylation
Molecular function (GO): protein serine/threonine kinase activity; ATP binding
Source: RefSeq, a predicted model, not a curated record
AGGAGGGAGGAAAGGGGGGCCGUGGUUCUUCUCCCCCCUCCAGCUCCUUCAUCCCUCCUCCCUUCCUGGAGGACAGAGCGAUGCGGAGACAAUAGGACGCAGAACCGCAGGAAGAUGCAGGAUGCACGGCGGCUCCUUCGCGGACGCUCGGAGGCUCCAGAGAGAACAGCGCGACCUCUCGGCUCCUUAGGCCGGGGCAUGUGCACGGAUCGGGGGGUAGUGCUGAGCGGCUGAAUGACCAUGGUCCUCGUCUGAAUGUGAAGCCUGCUCUCCACUGCUGCUGCUGCUGCUGCUCUUGAGCCAGAGCGUUUGUCUCAAACUUCACCCACCUCACUGAUCAGCAUGAGCUCCUCCCCACUAACAACGCGAGCCAACAUGGACAUCCUUGAUGAGCUCCAGCUCAUUGCCGCUCAAAACCUGGAGAGGCUGGAGGUCAACAAGUACUAUGAAGUCAUCCGAGAGCUGGGCAAGGGCACCUACGGGAAGGUGGACUUGGUGGUCCACAAGAUUCGAGGUACCAAGAUGGCGCUGAAGUUCCUGAAGAAGAAGACCACCAAAUUGAAGUCCUUUCUUCGGGAGUACAGCAUCUCUCUCUACCUGUCUCCGUGCCCCUUCAUCAUCAACAUGUUUGGCAUCGCGUUUGAGACCGAUGAAUACUACGUGUUUGCACAGGAAUACGCUCUGGCUGGCGACCUCUUCGAUAUCAUUCCUCCACAGGUUGGUCUUCCUGAGACAGUGGCGAAGCGCUGCGUCCACCAGGUGGCCAUCGCCCUGGACUACCUCCACUGUAAGAAGCUCGUCCACCGGGACAUCAAGCCCGAAAACAUCCUCAUUUUUGACAGAGAGUGUCGGAAGGUAAAGCUUUCCGACUUCGGUAUGACCCGCCGCGCCGGAUCGCCCGUUAAACGAGUGAGCGGCACCAUCCCCUACACUGCCCCUGAACUCUGCGAUGUCUCCCGACACGAGGGGUUCUGCGUCGACUACAGCACCGACGUCUGGGCCUUCGGAGUUCUGCUCUUCUGCAUGCUGACUGGCAACUUUCCCUGGGAGAAGGCCUUGCCCAUGGACUCCUUCUACCAGGAGUUCAUCCGCUGGCAGAAGAGAAGAACAAACACGGUACCGUCCCAGUGGAGGCGCUUUACGGAGCAGGCCCUUCGCAUGUUCAGGCGCCUGCUGUCGCUGGAGCAGGACAGACGCUGCUCUGUGAAGGAGGUGUUCGGCUACUUCAGUCACACCUGGAUGCUGGACGGGGAGAACAACAACAUCAACGCUGCAAGCGGAGGAGCUGGGGAAAGGAAUGGCGCGGGCGCAGGAGGAGGACGAGGUGAUCCGGAUGCCAACAUAUCAUCAUCCUCGUCUGCUGAGGAAGAAGAGGAGCUUCUGGUGGAGAGGAUGAAGCAACAGACUCUGUCUCCUCUCUCCCCAAUGUCACCUCUUUCUCCCAUGUCUCCGGUGGUCCCUGAUAGGGGCAGCAUCGGAGGAGGCGUCAGCACGGCUAAAGGAGGCAUGGAACAUUUUGUAUCAGUCUCCACCAACAGCUCUGUGUCUUCCACCAACAGCUACGACCGAAUUCCUCGAGAAAACAACUCGCCGGGCGGGCGAGUACUCGUGACCACGCCCAUUGAAAUCUGCGUCUGAGCCCCGCCCUCUUUGAUAGCGCUCGUAUCACAUGUGCAUGCGUAGAACAGUGAGUCUGCACACAAUGACGGAGAUCCCUCCAGAAGUGUCAAUUUCCCUCAAAAUGUCACUGAAGAUUUCCAAUGAUGCGUGAACAGUGUGGGACGCCGGAGGGCACUAAUAAAGAUGCUUCGGCUACACAUUAAGUCCAACAAAAAAAAAGACCCAAAUCCCUUUUUUUUCUAGAGCAAUACCUCGAGCAAAAACAGCGGGACCUCAGAGUGACACUAACCAGACUCCAGAGGACUAGCAGCUGCUGCAGGAAACAAAUGUGCGGUGACUUUCAACUUAAAAGUGUGUGUGUGAGUUUCAACUGUUGUGUUCACUUUUAGUUCAAAUGUACCUCUUCUUUUUCCUGUGGGUUUCUUCCGUUGAAUGAGUUGCGUUUUUGUAUCCCCAACUUUGUUCAUAUCAACGUGGCAGUUGAGUUUUCUACUUUUAUUAAUUCACUGGAGCAGAAGUGUAAAUGUUUUCCAGCUUUCUGUUUCAAAUAAUGAUGAUCUCACAGGAGGACAACGUGAGACACGUCAUGUAGCCCAUCGUAAGCACUGAGUUGUGGGUGAAACUAUCCACAGUGAAAUACCUCGUGAAUAUUGUGGGCUGUUCUCCUAGGUAUGUUGCUGCUUUAAGAACUUCUCCCACAUUUGUGUUCACAGGCGAAAAUACGACAAUAGAACCGACAUAGAGGAAGAAGAAAAAAAGAUUUUGAAACUGAGGGGUUUUUUUUGUGGUGCAUGAGAUUCUUUCAGAACAUAUGAACAACUUUCAGGCAAAACGAUUUGGUAGUGAUGUGUUUAUUGUAUCAUGUCUUAGAGUGACAUCCCCCUGUUUGAAACUCCCAAGACAUUCUAGGGCUAAAAUCUGGAUUAGUUUCUCCUCUGUGUAUGUUUGUGUUAGCUGUUAUUGUUGUAGUGUCAUCUUGCCACAUUUAAGAAACUGGAGAAAAAAAAGCAUGACUACAUGGAUCACUUAAUGUUCAAGAUGGUGUUUUGCCACUUUUGCUACAGUUCAAAAACAUCCGCUCAACAGCUAAAAUGUGUAGGAAUCGGGGCAGUAGAGAGCACACUUCCUUCCCGGACCAGUCCUGGAUCGGUGACGAUGGCGACUCCGUCUUGUGAUCAUCUCUGACCUCAUCGUGACCCUCCCACUGAAACAAAGAGCCUUCCUGACACCGACACUGUGUUGCACUGUUGCGGGCUUCACAUGACUGUGGUCACUCGACCUCUUUGUCACCCUCCCUCUCCAGCCAGCUCCCAUAAUUCAGAAUUUGACAAACAGCAUUUAAUGUGAUGCAGGUUUUAGUGGCAGAAAGGGAAGCAGUGAAAGGCUUUCCAAAUGAUAAAUCAUUAAACAUCAACGCUAUACCAAUGGUUUUGUGGCGUGUGUAUGGCAUCGUGCGAACCCCGAGGCACCUCAAAAUAGUGACAUUUCUAUGAUACCUAAUUGAGAAAUUGUCUUUUCCAGACUCUAUAUAUUUCAGACACCUUCAUCAUCACACAGUCUUUCGACUACCCGACAUGGAGGACGGGAAACAUGUUAUUAUGGAAAUGCAUGACCCCCAUAACGCAGACUAAAUUUAUAUUGCAGCCUCAACGUUCCUUUUCAACAGGCUCUGGCCGAGACACCAGAUUUAAAAUGGUACAUUCUCCAGCAAGGCACAGAGCACCACUUUCUCCUUUUGUCUUUGCAAUUCAAAUGUCUUCCUGUAAACUGAAAUUCACUUGUUCAAAAAAUAAAUUGUUGUCGAAGAAUUACUGGUCCUGGAUU